Molecule: messenger RNA, 1426 nt
Organism: Leucoraja erinaceus (little skate)
Lineage: Eukaryota; Metazoa; Chordata; Chondrichthyes; Rajiformes; Rajidae
Gene: eri1
Product: exoribonuclease 1
Exons: 7
Coding region: 47-1102 (351 amino acids)
Biological process (GO): exonucleolytic trimming to generate mature 3'-end of 5.8S rRNA from tricistronic rRNA transcript (SSU-rRNA, 5.8S rRNA, LSU-rRNA)
Cellular component (GO): cytoplasm; nucleolus
Molecular function (GO): nucleic acid binding; 3'-5'-RNA exonuclease activity
Source: RefSeq, a predicted model, not a curated record
CCCGUCUGGCGGAGGUGACGUAAGACGCUAGCGCGCGGAGGCGGAAAUGACGAACGUUGUUUGCGCGGCGGUUGGGGCGAAGAUGGAGGAGGAUCAAAAGGAGAACUUUCCGCGGGCUCCCGACAGCGGCCCUGGCCCGGGCCCGGCGCAGCCGAAGCAGCGCUGCAGACUUGAUGGUCAAGAAUAUCCAAUAAAAGCUACUCCUACAACCUACAUAAAAGACUUCAGUGACCCAGUCUAUAAAGAAAUUGCUGUCACAAAUGGUCACAUCAACAGAAUGACUCGUGAUGAGCUCCGCACAAAGCUAGCAGAGCUCCAUUUAGAAACCAGGGGAGUGAAGGAUGUGCUGAGAAAACGGUUAAAAAACUUCUACAAGAAGCAGAAACUGACUCAGACUUUGCAAAUCAAAUCAGAGUGUUCAGAUAUGUACUACGAUUACAUCUGCGUUAUUGAUUUUGAAGCAACUUGUGAAGAGAACAAUCCACCAGAAUACCUGCAUGAAAUUAUUGAGUUUCCCAUUGCUCUCAUGAAUACUCGCACGCUUGAAAUUGAGGAUACAUUCCAGGAGUAUGUUAAACCAGAACAGAAACCCACCCUUACAGAAUUCUGCACCAAACUCACGGGCAUCACACAGGAUAUGGUGGACAAGGCAGGGAGUUUCCCAGAUGUUCUUCAACGAGUAGUUGAUUGGAUGAGAGAGAGAGAACUAGGAACCAAGUGCAGAUAUGCAAUAUUAACUGAUGGGUCCUGGGAUAUGAGCAAGUUCCUGAAUGUUCAGUGCCACCUCAGCAGAAUCGAAUAUCCACGGUUUGCAAAGAAAUGGAUUAACAUCCGAAAAAGUUAUGGCAACUUUUACAAGGUUCCUCGGACUCGGACCAAACUUGCCUCCAUGCUGGAAAAUCUCGGAAUGGUGUAUGAAGGUCGGCCUCACUGUGGAUUGGACGAUUCUCGAAAUAUUGCUCGGAUUGCUAUCCGAAUGCUCCAGGAUGGUUGUGAACUACGUGUCAAUGAGUGCCUGCAUGCAGGGCAACUGGUAAAUGUCCCCAAUACCUCCCCAUUGGAGAGUGCUCCUCCUCCUUACUCCCCGUGGCAGAAAGUUUAGGUACCGGAAUACUGGAAUGGAGAAUCCAGUGUGCCCAAGUAGGUUUGAAGGAGGAGUGAAGGAGCACAACAUUCAGACUAUUUGUUGGCAGUUGUAAUGGACUAUUUUUUGUAAAUUGCCUUGUUCAGAAGCACCACCUGGAUUUUGUGCUUUAUUUUUUAAAUUCUAUGUCACAGGGUUGUCUAUUACCUUUCUGCGCGUGCUGUAAUGCUUAUGAUAUAGUGUGAAAUGCUGCAAGUCGGGAAAAUGGGAAUUGACCAAAUUUCACUUAAUUGGGUUGAACUAUACAUCCGAAGUCCGUCAAUAAAGCAUUGUUUUGUAUUA